Molecule: messenger RNA, 1189 nt
Organism: Lactuca saligna
Lineage: Eukaryota; Viridiplantae; Streptophyta; Magnoliopsida; Asterales; Asteraceae
Source: the annotation of a GenBank genome assembly
GUCAUAAUUAUGGCCUUGGUGUCAUCUUUCCCACUUAAUACCCUUCCCCUCUCUCUCUCUCUCUCUCUCUCUCUCUCAUAGCACCAUGGCCACCAUGGGAGUAGAUGGGAAGGAUUUCUAUAGAGCGAAAGUUGACUUUGACGAAACAAAAGCUGGAGUGAAAGGAGUGUUAGACUCAGGUGUGCUGAAAAUCCCGGAGAUUUUCGUCCACCCACCGGAGAAUGUGUCUCUGGGGACAUUAUGUGAUAUGAAUCUUAAAGUUCCGGUGAUAGAUUUUGAAAGAGUCGAAGAAGGUGGAAAACGAGGUGAAAUUGUUGGUGAGAUAAAGGAAGCAGCGGCGAAUUGGGGGAUUUUGCAGAUGGUCAACCAUGGGAUAGGGAGUGGUGUUAUGGAAGAGAUGAUAGAAGGUAUCCGAAGGUUUCAUGAGCAACCACCGGAGGUGAAGAUGGAGUGGUACUCACGUGAGCAUGACCAAAAAGUGAAGUAUUAUUCAAAUGGAGAUCUUUAUGUCUCAAAAGCAGUAAACUGGAGAGACUCCAUAUCUUGUCACUAUGCUGAUGGCGUACUUGAUCCUAAUGCAUUGCCACACGCUUUCAGCGGAGCAAUAAAGAAGUACAUGGAAGAGAUGAUGAAGCUAAAAAACACAGUAGCGGAGCUCCUAUCAGAGGCUUUGGGCCUUGAGACAGACUACCUAACACGCAUCGAGUGUAUGAAAACCAUAACUCUCGUCUGUCAUUACUACCCCUCAUGCCCUGAGCCAAACCUAACUCUAGGAGCCACUAAACACUCAGACCCAUCUUUCCUCACCAUUCUCCUUCAGGACACUAUCGGUGGUCUCCAGGUUCUCCAAAAAAACCAAUGGGUAGAUGUGGAACCAAUCAAAGGGGCACUCAUACUCAACAUCGGAGAUCUCAUGCAACUCAUCACAAAUGAUAAAUUCAAAAGCGUUCAACACAGAGUACGGGCCGCACGAAUCGGGCCGAGAAUAUCCGCCGCCUGUUUUUUCUAUCCAAGCAUUGCUAAUAACUAUAAGCCGUAUGGGCCCAUAAAGAAGCUUCUACAAGAAACGGGCCCACCUAUAUACCGUGAAACCAGCCAUAAAGAAUAUAUGGCUUACUACAAAGAAAAAGGACUGGAUGGUACCUCAUCUCUUCCUUUCUUCAAGCUCUCUGUAGCAACGGGAUUGUAA